AUGUUCUCAAAGAUCACAAGAAAAUUUCACAAAUCAGACAAUUUAAGACCGAAAUUGUUGCACUUUAAAGAGUUUUGUAAACUCGAUACACAAACUCAGAAAACAUACGUUCGUGGUUUAUUCCACAAACACCAAAGGGGUGCAAGAGAAAUAAGCCAAGAGCUUCAUCAAACUCCAACAACAGAAGUUUCAAGUUCAAUAUAUUCUACAGAACCAUCUAGUUCAGUUUAUUCCGAUGCUACUCCUGUUAAUUCCAACACCAUUCCCCAACAUACUGAAGAACCAUAUUAUAUUGGAAACAACGGAACCGUGUACAUUCAAGACGAAUUUGAUGUUAUUUCCGAAGAAAUGAAUACGAAUGAAUGGCAAUAUUUAUCAUGGGAUUUUGAAUCCCAAGCUGUGACUGCCCCUAGUUUUAAUAUUCCCGCAACACCUACAUCUACUAAGACUUUUUACAUGGAUAACAACCACAAAGAAGAAGAGGAAAUUACAUUGCCAACUAGAGAAUUAAAGAGUUCAUUAAGAAUUAAUACUUACAAUGCUUCCAACAGGCCAAUCAAAAUGGUGAGAUUCAACUUUCCUACUCCUGAUGCUUCUCCUACUACGUCUAGUCAUGCUACAUCUACUAAAAAUUUUUACAUGGAUAACCGCCACAAAGAACAAGAGGAAAUUACAUUAGCAAUUAGACCAAAAAAGAGUUCACUCAGAACUGAUACUUGCAACGCAUGCAACAGGCCCAUAAAAACGGUGAGAUUCAAACUUCCUACUCCGCCUGCUUCUCCUGUUGCUACUGCUACAACUACUGCUCCUCCUGAUGCUGCUACACGUUUUACUACUUCUAUUCCUACUGUUGCUAGUUUGACCAACGUUGAAAGGAACAUAAGAUAUGAAGAUUCGUUGAGCAGCGCUCUCAUGAGCGCUCUCCAAACAAUUGAAAAUGGACGUGGCCAUGGUGUUCCACGAAAUGCUUUCCCUACUAGAAAUACCUAA
This is a messenger RNA of Hemisphaericaspora subhashii, 990 nucleotides long. RefSeq lists its product as uncharacterized. The record is from RefSeq and is a predicted model, not a curated record. The transcript has a single exon. The coding region runs from base 1 to 990 and encodes 329 amino acids. Lineage: Eukaryota; Fungi; Ascomycota; Pichiomycetes; Serinales; Debaryomycetaceae.